CCACAGGGGAUUCGUCGGCUGAUAGUUCUGAAGGAGAUGCCAUGCCUGUCUUUUGAAUUACCUCUGAGUGGACUUGAACCUUCAACCUUUCAGACAGCAACUGUCUGCACCACCCAGGGAUGCCUGUGUGACUACGAAGCUGUGCACUUUUCAUCAGGCUGGCAACGCCAACCCUGGGGCGAACCAGACCAUCAACCUGAACCAUUAUGCCACCAAGAAGAGUGUGGCAGAGAGCAUGCUGGACGUGGCCCUCUUCAUGUCCAAUGCCACGCGGCUGAAAGCGGUGCUGGAGCAGGGGCCAUCCGCUCAUUACUACACGCCCCUCAUCACCCUCCUCAGCAUCUCCCUGCUGCUGCAGGUGGUCAUUGGCAUCCUCCUCGUGGUCAUAGCGCGACUGAACCUGAACGAGGUGGAGAAGCAGUGGAGAUUAAACCAGCUCAACAAUGCCGCCACCGCCUUGGUCUUCAUCACUGUUGUCAUCAACAUCUUCAUCACGGCCUUUGGGGCACAUAAGACAGGGGCCCUGGCUGCCAGGGCCUCAAGACAUCCUCUCUGAACAGAGCCUGGGGUCCAGGUACCGAGCCCUGAACUGCUUCCACCUCCUUCCUCCUGGAUCUCCUAGGCUGCUGAGCACAGCCCCCUGAGAGCUUCUCAAAGGGAAAUGCAGAUCCUCUUGCUCUCUCCCCAAAAGCAUCUGAGUUACGAGUUGAUACUUUCAUUCAGCGAAUUCCAUCUUGGUCUGGAGAGUUGAGCUCCCGCCCAGGUACUGCCAAUCUUUCCCUCGUGGUCACAACUCCCGAACCGCGGGCACAUGAGAAGCACCAAAUCUUCCCGGUUUCAGAUGCUACUUCUGACUUACCCCACCCCUUCACUCUGCUUCGUGUCUUUUACUUUCUGUGAAAUGGAAUGAUUUCUGUCUAUAAAGUUUUCAGCAACUCCA
Molecule: messenger RNA, 940 nt
Organism: Echinops telfairi (small Madagascar hedgehog)
Lineage: Eukaryota; Metazoa; Chordata; Mammalia; Afrosoricida; Tenrecidae
Gene: NINJ2
Product: ninjurin 2
Exons: 4
Coding region: 236-556 (106 amino acids)
Biological process (GO): cell adhesion; tissue regeneration
Cellular component (GO): membrane
Source: RefSeq, a predicted model, not a curated record